Monopterus albus (swamp eel) is the source of this 1546-nucleotide messenger RNA. RefSeq names its product hepatitis A virus cellular receptor 1 homolog. Lineage: Eukaryota; Metazoa; Chordata; Actinopteri; Synbranchiformes; Synbranchidae. The transcript is spliced from 7 exons. Gene Ontology annotation, molecular function: phosphatidylserine binding. The record is from RefSeq and is a predicted model, not a curated record. The coding region runs from base 394 to 1113 and encodes 239 amino acids. Gene Ontology annotation, biological process: apoptotic cell clearance; cytoskeletal rearrangement involved in phagocytosis, engulfment.
AUUUCAUCAUUUCUCGAUUGUUAUCGUUGUUUUCCUGUUGUAGUUUGUUGCAGUUAGUUUGAAUUGUCACUUAAUUUAAAUAAUAAUAAUGCGGUGUUUGCUGCCCUCGACCUGUCGCGGUAACACCUGAGUAACGUGACAGUUUUUAUUUGUUCAAAUGCUGAUUAUUUCGCGUGUUUAUCAGUUUGAUCUGUUUUAUGUUGGUAUGUAGUGUGAGUGUGAGUGUGUAGUUAUGCGCUGAUUUAUCUGUUAACGGACGGUUUUUAAUACAUAGCCGUAUAACAACGAGCCGCCCUAGCAAGAACCAAGUGGCAUAGGGCUUAAAAAGAUGAGCCCUUGAUUCACUGCUACAGUGUUCCUCGUUAGUAUAGUGUGGGUGCGUGUGGUGACCUCAUGGUCGUGGGUCAAGCAGGUCAGAACAUCACUCUACGCUGUACAUAUGACAUAAAGUACCACGGAGAGCGGGCAGUUUGCUGGAAUCGAGGAGAUAUACCCAACCAUGGCUGUGACAACAAGCUGGUCGCCACAGGCCAUUAUAUGGAGAGGGGGCGAAAUAUCUCCAGCAGGUUUCAGCUGCAGGGACGACUGAAGGACGGGGAUGUCUCUCUGACGAUACUGAACCUGACGGAGGCAGACGCUGGGCGGUACGGGUGCAGAGUGGAUAUAUACGGGUGGUUCAAUGAUGAGAAGCAUCACUUUGAUUUGACCAUUAAAGGAGCUCCGUGGGCAACUACAUCGGCAACAUCACACAGAGAGACGUCGACGUUGCAGACAACAGCCAGACUCAAUCCAGGUCAGAUGACAUCCACCCACAGCGCCAUAACUUCCUGCUCCAGCAGUGUCAGCAGUGUUGAGGCUGAGGGGAGCAGCGCUGUGACAGUGGUUCUGGUGUGUGUUUUCUGCAGUUUGACAGCACUGGCCGCAAUAGGUGGACUCAUCCUUAUCGGACGGAGGUGGAGGUUCAACAAAAUCCCUCAGCAGCAGGUCCACACUUCAGCCCUCUUCAACUCCCCCUCAUCCACUCUCCAUCUCCAAAGUCGAGGUUCGGCGGUGGAGAACAUCUAUCAGAUAGACGGAGGUGCCAACGGAGGCGAGUACGAUUACUGUCCCUGAGGUCUGAAGCUCUGCCUGCUGAGCUGCUCAGGGAGGACAAUGAGCUCUUUACAACACACCUGCAGCCCCCCAGUCCGCCACCAGGAUGAGGCUUCACUGGGACAGGGCGAUGGACAUGAACCUCUCCAACAAUAAUAGCUGAAGAGAUUCUGCUUCUUUGAACAAAGAAAAUCUGCAAACUUUGCAACAAAGGCAACUACAAGUUCCAGAGGGCCCUGCUGUAAGAAACACCCAGUCACAGAGCUCAUAAUCACAUGUGGUGAAGAGAGCCAGAAAGACAACUUGUGCGCAUUUACAUCAUCAAGGUGGUUCUGAAAAAGCAUGAGCAGUGGCAAGAUGAUGCUGUUUGCCUUAAAUGUGCCUUUUGGUCCAUGUUUGGUUAUUGUGCGGCCUCUGUUUGUUUUGGUUUCUGGCACUUCUGUAUAUCUGAGCA